AAGAGAAGUUAUCUAUCAGCGCGAGCCCCAGCAGAGCUCAGUAAAAGACAGAGGGAGAGACAGGCAGCGGCAGGGGAGGCACCGCGACCCUCUCCUGGGGGGUCAGAUUAUAACAAAAAAUUAUACACACAUAUAUGUCUAGAGUUAGUCACGCCCAGGCCGCAGACUACGUCCUAUAACUAUUUUAGCGUUUUAAUAUAUAUAUUUAAAAAAAAUGCCUAUUUUACUUUUCCUCAUAGACACGUCCGCUUCUAUGAACCAGCGGACUUAUUUGGGUACGACGUAUCUGGACAUUGCUAAAGGCGCGGUUGAGAUCUUUAUGAAGCUGCGUGCUCGAGAUCCUGCUAGUAGAGGCGACAGGUACAUGCUAGUUACAUUUGAUGACCCACCAUACGGAGUUAAGGCGGGCUGGAAGGAAAAUCAUGCUACUUUUAUGAAUGAACUGAAGAACUUGCAGGCUUCUGGGUUGACAAGUUUGGGUCAAGCUCUCCGCUCCUCCUUCGACCUCCUCAAUCUCAACAGGCUUGUCUCUGGCAUUGACAACUAUGGGCAGGGAAGAAACCCCUUUUUUCUGGAACCUGCUGUGAUUAUUACGAUUACAGAUGGUAGCAAGCUAACACACAAUGCAGGAGUACAAGAAGAGCUGCACUUGCCCUUAAACUCUCCUCUGCCUGGCAGUGAAUUAACAAAGGAACCCUUCCGCUGGGAUCAGAGACUGUUUGCACUGGUGCUACGCUUGCCGGGUGCAUCCUCUCCAGAGCCUGAACAGUUGGGUAGUGUUCCCACAGACGAAUCUGCUAUAACCCAGAUGUGUGAGGUCACAGGUGGACGCUCCUACUGUGUCAGAACACAGCGUAUGCUAAAUCAGUGUUUGGAGUCCCUGGUGCAGAAGGUACAAAGUGGUGUUGUAAUCAAUUUUGAAAAGACAGGACCUGAUCCUCCACCUGUGGGAGAAGAUGGUCUUGUUGAUCCAUCUAGGCUGGUCUCUUCAUUUGCUUCACAGGCAUGGCAUAGUUGCCACAAACUGAUUUAUGUUAGGCCAAAUCCAAAGACUGGAGUACCAGUAGGUCACUGGCCCAUUCCAGAAUCAUUCUGGCCAGACCAGAACUCUCCCACUUUGCCUCCAAGGACAGCCCAUCCGAUUGUGCGCUUUUCCUGCGUGGACUGUGAGCCUAUGGUAAUUGACAAGCUGCCUUUUGACAAGUAUGAGUUAGAGCCUUCACCAUUGACCCAAUAUAUUCUGGAGCGGAAAUCACCUCAUGUGUGCUGGCAGGUGUUUGUAAGCAACAGUGGGAAGUACAGUGACCUGGGACAGCCUUUUGGGUAUCUCAAAGCAAGCACCACCUUGACAUGUGUCAAUCUUUUUGUCAUGCCUUACAACUAUCCUGUCUUAUUGCCAUUACUAGAUGAUUUGUUCAAAGUUCAUAAACUAAAACCAAAUUUGAAAUGGCGACAGGCUUUUGAAGCAUACCUGAAGACAAUGCCUCCAUACUUCUUAUUGCCAUUAAAGAAAGCAUUAAGAAUGAUGGGUGCACCAAACCUGAUCUCUGACAAUAUGGAUUGUGGCCUAAGCUACAGUGUUAUCUCUUACCUCAAGAAACUCAGCCAGCAGGCCAAGAUUGAAUCUGACCGGCUUAUAGUGUCUGUGGGAAAAAAGCCUCCCCAGGAAACCGGAAUUAAAGUGAAGAACCAUUCCAAUACACUUUCAUUGGCACAUCGUAAAGACUUCAAGCAACUUCUUCAAAGCAUUGCGGGAGAAGCGCCACUUCGGCUCAAUGACAUCAAUUUCAAAGAGUUUGCUGGUUUCCAGAUAGCACUUUUAAACAAGGAACUGAAGCCACAAGCAUACAGGAAUGCCUUUGAUAUUCCUCGUAGGAAUCUUUUGGAUCAGCUAACAAGGAUGAGGUCCAACUUGUUAAGAACAACUCAGAAGCUCAUUCGUGGUCAGGAUGAAGACUACCUACAUAGCAUUCCUGUGGCUCAAAUGGGCAACUACCAGGAAUACUUAAAAUUAAUGCCAUCACCACUUCGAGAAAUUGAUCCUGACCAACCUAAAAGGUUGCACACCUUUGGGAAUCCCUUCAAACAGGACAAAAAGGGUAUGAUGGUUGAUGAAGCAGAUGAAUUUGUAGCAGGGCCUCAGAAUAAACUCAAACGAGGAGCCGGAGACCCAAAUUCAGCAAGUGCGCUAAAGAGGCGAAGGAGCAUGUCACCCUUGCUACGACGACCCCAAACUCCUCCAAUUAUCACCAACCAUGUUGUCGGAAAGGGUCCCCCUUCUGCACCUGGUAGCCAAAGUCAUCAGAAUCUAAUUAAACCAAUACCACUUCAUAAAGGUGUUGAGGGCAAUGGUGUAAGCCCGGUGGAGAGUAAUGGAGAGAGAAAACCAGAAGGUUGGCUAGGGCUGGACAGACAAGUGGAUGGUUUGUCUUUAGCUUCUGAGGACCGAACCAGUAGUUUGGGGGUUGAUGGGGACAGUCUGUUAGAGGACACAAGCCAACCUAGUGAAGAUGGACUGGAUGAGAGACCUGACUCCAGUCCUUCAGACAAAGGAGUCUUACAAACAGAUGCAUGCGAGGAGGGGCCUCUCAUAGACCAAGAGGCAUCGGUGGCAGCAGUAGAAAGCAGCGAGGGUGUGACGUUUCCCACUAUGCUUAGGACAAGCAACAUGCUGUCUCUGGAUGGGACCAAUGCUGAGCUUAGAACACGGGUUAUGAAGGAAGUUCGAAAGCCUGGCAGAAAUUAUGAGACAAUAUUUAAGCUCCUUGAAGAGGUGAAAGGACCGAUGGAGGUGCAGAAGUACUUCAUCCACCACACAAUUAAGGAAGCUGCCAGAUUCAAAAAACGGGUUCUGAUCCAACAGCUGGAGUCUGCACUGGAAGAAAUGGAGAAGAAAUAUCUGACAAACAGGGUGAACAAUAUCCAUGGCAGGUGAUUGAUAGCCCACCGCUUGUCGUGAGAUGGGACCGAGAAGUCCAGCUCUUCAGAUGAACUGUGAGAGCAUGGCAAAGAAGGGUGAUGAGGAGAGAAAGGGGAAUGUUGCAUCCAUGCUUUUCCUCUCCACACCUUUGCCAACAUCCUGCCCAGCACAUGCCAAUCCCUUCAGUGCUCAGGAUACCUUAUGUGGAGAGGAGGUGGCUAGCCAGAGUUUUCAAGGAAACACAGACAGAAAUGUGUUCUUCCUUGGUUAAAAUGCAGGAUUUUUAAAGUCCUACGCAUUUUUGUGCAACAGCCCUCAAGCUGCAUGCCAGCAUGGAGGAGGAGCUGUAUGUAUCAGGUGGACCAAGGUAUGAAAUAAGAGUACGUGCUUAAGGUUAAAGUUUGGUGGAUGAGUGUAGAGUGUACUUAGCUAGCACAGCCACUUGUUUUCACUUGUGGAAGGUGUGUACACUUGUACGUGAUUCAGGUAGAACUGUUUUAGAUCCAUUGUUGAGUUUUUUUCUUUGCACUUUGGCAGGACUUGCUAACCUCAGCUAGCAGUCAGUGUUCACAAGUAAGACAAUGUGGGCUUUGUAGACUCUACAUAGCAAGAGGGCAAAAGCGUUAAACUAGACCACAAUCCAGUGGUUGGAAUGCUGGCAGAUGCUUUAGAUGCCCCUGGUAUUGGAUUCUCAUCUACCUCAAUCUUAACUUGAAAAACAAUUAAAAUAAGACAUUUAAAGAGACUCAAAUAAUCGCUGUUUCUUAAAGCAUGUAUCCAGGCAAAGUGAGAAAUGUCCUUCAAAUAAAUAUUACUGUUUUUGUUAGGUUGA
Polypterus senegalus (gray bichir) is the source of this 3752-nucleotide messenger RNA. RefSeq names its product integrator complex subunit 6 like (gene ints6l). NCBI's taxonomy places the organism in Eukaryota, Metazoa, Chordata, Cladistia, Polypteriformes, Polypteridae. Bases 215 to 2935 code for a protein of 906 amino acids. The transcript is spliced from 18 exons. Gene Ontology annotation, cellular component: integrator complex. The record is from RefSeq and is a predicted model, not a curated record. Gene Ontology annotation, biological process: snRNA 3'-end processing.